Molecule: messenger RNA, 6465 nt
Organism: Closterium sp. Yama58-4
Lineage: Eukaryota; Viridiplantae; Streptophyta; Zygnematophyceae; Desmidiales; Closteriaceae
Source: the annotation of a GenBank genome assembly
AUGGCGGAACGCAAGCGGCAAGAACGCGGUCCUGUUGGCAGCGCGCCUCCAGAACCGUCUCCCAGACCUAACCGUCCGCAGCAGACGCAUUCCGGGCCGCUCGCUCCCCGUAAAAAGUCCGACACGGGCCCGAAUAAACAAACGCCUUCGGCGUCGCAAAAGGCGGAUGGCCCGCCGCGAGCCAGCGCCAGAGGCGCGUUCCCUCGCUCCAGCAGCAUGGGAAGCCCCGUCGUGCCAAACGAAGAGGUCAGCGAACCCCCGCCGAUGGUUCAGCGCGCGUCGACCGGAUCGCGGCAGCUAAAAGUCAACCCAGUCAACGAUCCGAGUGUGGCUGAAACCGCGACAACGCCCACGGGAAGUCAAGAGAAAAAGAAAGGGCUUUCGUUUCUCGGCGGUUUAAGUUUUAAAACCGCCACAUCCUCGGAUAAAAGCCAGACGACCACUUUAAGGACGUAUCCCGAUUUAAAACCGUGCGUUGUCAAAGGUAACAAACUGCGGCGCCGGCAACGAGACCCAUCAGAACCCAGAAAAAAGGUUUCUUUCAACGAGAAGAUCGAGGUCGCGGUGUGGGAGGUGGAGGAGGAGGAAAACGUCACGGAAUCCAAAUCGGCGAAUAAAGGACGUGGAUUCUUCUUAUCCAAGGUGCUGACUGGCGCAGCUAGCAGUCUGCUAUCGCAGGGGUCGAAGAAACCGCUUCCCAAGGAUCUUCCGCUUCAGAUUGCACCUAAGAAGAAAAAGGGUGAAGCGGGAAAGGCGGGGAAGGCGGGGAAGGAUCAAGCGGCGUCGGGUGAGGUUAAGUCGGCGAAAGCGCGACCAGCUCCUGGUGCGAAGCGCGCCACUCCGCCCGUCGCGGGUGCCAAGCCCAAAUCUGCAGGCGGAAGACCUGGCCCCCCUGCGCAGAGGCCGCGGCCGGCGGGCGCGGAUGCGCCAGGGAUGGGGGAGAGGCGGAUGCGGCCGCCUCCGCCUGCGGGAAGCAGUGGCGGCGACGGCGGACCCCGGGGACCCCCUCGCGCUGGCGCUGGACGCGGGCAGGCGGGAGCGGAGAGACCGGCGGAAGGUCGGCAAAGAGAUCGGGGGGAGAUGCGGGGAAACAUGGGCGGGCCGGGGCAACCGGCGGGGCCCCCGCGGGACAUGGCGCAGCAAGGGGGUCAGCAGCAGUGGGGCGGGAGUGGUGGAGGGAUGGGCGCGCAGGGAGCGAGCAUGAGCGGGCAGGGGGGCAUGGGCGGACAGGGGAUGGGGAUGAUGGGGCAGGGGAUGAUGGGAGGGGCGGGAAUGGCUGUGGCAGGACCGCCAAUGGGGAUGCAGAUGCAAGGAGGUAUGGGGGCGGGGAACCAAGGUAUGGGCAUGGGCGGCCCAGGCGGCGGAGGGUAUAGUCAGCAAUGGGCGGGGGGUGCGGGGAACGCGGGGGGCGGCGGCGAGUGGGACUAUGAGCAGGAGGGGGAGUGGGGAGAGGUGGAAGGGGAGGAAUACGAGGAUGAAGAGGAGGAGCUGGAGGAUGGGGAGGAUUAUGAGGAGGAGGAGGAGGAAGAGGAGGAAGAUGAGGAAGAAGAGGAGGAGGAGGGAGAGGAUGAGGAAGAAGAGGAGGAAGAAGAGGAGGAAGAGGGUGAGGAGGAGGAAGACGAGGGGGAGGACGAGGAGGGUGAAGAGGGGGAAGAGGAGAACAGUGCUAACUGGUCGCACGCAGGGGGUGGUUACCAGCAGGGGCAGAUGGGGCCAUCUAUGCCUGUCGGCUUUGGGGUUCCUCCUGGCAUGAUGGCCCCGCCUCAGGGGUACUCCAACGCAAUGCCUCCAGGUUCCGGGCCUAAUUACCCAGGCUUUCAACCCGCGCGCGGGUACCCCCAGCAGGCGCAGAUGGGGGGCAUGGCGGAUGAUCUCUAUGGCGGAGGGAAUGGGGGCGGCGGAGGGAUGUGGGGGCCGCAGAUGGGGGGAAUGGCGCCCCAGGGUGGGGGGAUGGGGGGGCCCGGGGGCGCAGUGGGGGCUGUUGAUGACGACCUCUACGGGGGCGGGGGGAGCUGGGGCGGGCAACAGGACAUGGGCGGAAUGCAGGGGGGAAUGCAAGGGGGAAUGCAGGGGGGCAUGCAGGGCGGAAUGCAGGGCGGAAUGCAGGGCGGAAUGCCGGCUGAUGACGCCCACGAGCAGGAGCUGGAUCAGGCCCGCGCUCUCCCUCCCGGCAAGCCGGCAGUCACACGAAGCACAGCAUUCGUCUUUGAAGACCUUGGCCUGCAGGUGCAACCUUCUGGUGUCAGUACACUACCGAUUCGUUUGGACAUUGCCGUGUUCCCCGUCGCAGACAGGCCAACCGCAUUAGUCGCAGGUCAAAGGUUCUCCGUGGAAAUGCUUAAAAACGGACGAUUAAGUUCGAAGUUUCUCGACGAGCUUCCUGAAGGCGCCAUGGACGUGACGGCGGAUAUUAAAGUGCUGGUGGCGAUGCGGGACGACCAGCAUUGCCGAGAAGCUCUAGACUGGACGAUUAAGGAGUUCGGGAAGCGCAAGGAUACAAGCGUGUGUUUGCUCCUCACGCAUAUCGUCACGGAGCUUCGCAACACAGCGGGCAAGCUGGUGCGCCUAAGCGAGGCGGACAGCCCGAGCGUGGCGGUGCACAUAUGCGACCGCGUGCUGCCGUACCUCGAGAGUCUGCAGGACGUCAGCGAUGAUGCGGGGCUGCCAUCCACGGUGCACGUGAUCAAGAACGAGGACAAAGGCGCCGCCAUUCUCGAGGCGGCGCAGAAGCUGGAGGCGACGCACGUCGUGCUGGCCAGCAUUCCCAACAAGCCCAUCGGCGAGUGGAAGACCAUCAAUGUGUGCGCGAGGGAGGAGGUGCUGCCGCCCGGCGCGACGCUCUAUGUGGUGCAGAGCGGCAAGAAGCUCAAGACCGUGCAGAGCAAGGAGCAGGCGCCUGAAAAGCCCGCCCCUCCCCCAGCGCGCGUGUUCCACGGCACAGCGCUCAACAAGAAGCUGCCAGACAUCCAGGAGGGGGGAAGCGGUAUUCAGGACGAUGCAGAGGCGCAGGGGGGCAGCGGGGCAGUGGACGGGGAAGGGGACGCGGACGCGGGAGGCAAGGAGGCUGCAGCAGAGGGGGAAGCGGAGGGGGAAGGGGCAGGGAAGGCGGAAGCGGGGGCGGCGGAGGGGGGAGGGGAGGGUGCGGGGAAGAACGAGGAGGGACUGUCCGCGCUGGAGCUGGCGAGGCGGGCAUAUGCUGCCAAGGCGAAGGCUGCUGCUGGGGCAGGUGGCGGGGGGGGAGGGUCUGGGGGCGUUGCGGCAGCCGGGGCAGCAGCAGGAGGCGGGGCAGCAGCGGCAGGGGGGGCGGCGGGAGCGGGAGUGCCACCCAAGGACCGACCGAGGAAGAAAAAGCCAUCGGCUGGCGCCAAGGCUCGCCUUGAGAAGAAGAUGGCGGAGCGAGAGAGCUCCUCCGGGCGCAAGGUCCCCUCAGACAAGAACCCGCUGACGAGGCCGCUGCAGGUGGUGGAGCCCGCAGAGGGCACACAGCGACAGCCGUUCCGCGAGUUCACUUUGGAGGAGCUGCAGGCGGCCAUCGAGCACUUCUGGCCGAAUCAUGUGUGCGGCGAGGGCAGCUAUGGCGUGGUGUAUAAGGGCAUGAUCGACGGGCAGACCGUGGCUGUGAAGCAGCUCAAGAACCCCGAUGUGAAGGCUGCUCUUGAUGAGAUCGACAGGGAGAUGGAGGUGCAGAAGCGCAUAGACCACCCCAACGCGGUGCGCCUGGUGGGGUACUGCAGGGAGGACCGCUCGCUGGUCUAUGAGUUCAUGGCCAACGGCUCCCUCGAGGACCGCCUGCUCUGCAUCGGAGGCGUGCCGCCCCUGCAGUGGCCUGAGCGCUGCCGCAUUGCCAUGGAGAUCGCAGCAGGGCUGCAGCACCUGCACACGCGCAAGCCCCCAAUAGUCCAUCGCGAUGUGAAGCCGGCCAAUGUGCUCCUCGACGACCACUUCACCGCCAAGCUCGGGGACGUGGGGCUCGCCCGCCUCAUGGGAGACCUCGCUCCCGGCCACUCCCACGUCGUGCGGAAGUCAGUUAUCGUGGGGACCGAGCACUAUGUAGAUCCUGAGUAUCUGUGCGCGAGGAGGGGGUAUCUCGGGCCGAAAUCGGACGUGUAUUCGUUCGGGGUGGUGCUGCUGCAGAUGCUGGUUGGGGAGGUUCCGAACCUGAAGAGGAUCGAUGCUAUGGUGGAAAAGGAGGAGUUGGCAGUGGUGCUGGAUCCCAGGGCUGGUGAAUGGCCGCCGAACCUGGCGCUGGACCUCGCGAACCUGGGGCUGUGGUGCGCGGAAAUGGACCGCCGAGAUCGGCCGGAUCUGACGGAGGAGGUGAUUCCUGCGCUGAUGGAUAUUUGCGAGGCGGCGGCCGAUGCGGUGGUGGACGAAGAGCGUCACUCCGAGAUCGACCACCGUCUCGCAGCGAGCGUCGCCGCAUCCGCCGCUAGCCGUUUCAUUCCCGCUCACUCCCCGCGACUCGCUGCACUGUCCGCAUCCACCGCUCUUGCCGCCGCCAUGGCCGCCGCGCUCAACCGCCGCGGCUUCUCCCUCGCGCGCACGGCGCUCCCGCAGCUCCGCGCGCUGACGACCUCCGCGCAGCGCUCCGCAGUGGGGAAGGCGGAAGCGGCGGAGGUAUCCGGCAUUCCCAAGGAGCAACUCCAGCGGAAGGUGGUGGUGUACAGUCCCGCGCGAGCCGCGUCGCAGCAGGGCAUGGGGCGGCAUGGACAGUGGAAGAUCCGAUUUGAUACCACGCAGAAGUGGGAGAACCCCCUCAUGGGGUGGACGUCAACAGCGGACCCCAUGGCAUGCGUGGCUGACUCCGCACUCUCCUUCAACUCCAAGCAGGACGCCAUUGACUUUGUUGAACGCCACGGCUGGCAGUACCAGGUCCUCGAGCCGCAGAAGCCAAUUAAGAAGCCCAAAUCAUACGCGGACAACUUUCGCUGGAGAGGCCCUGCCACUUCGGACAAGCAGACUUCCAUGGCUGACGUGGCAGCGGCUGGGUCCCACGGCAAGCCAAGUCAACGGAAACCGUCUCGGCCCCGGCAACACCUCGUUGCCGGCUCGCCGCGAUUUCGCCUUCGCCGCUCGCUCCAUUCCCUCCUCCUCCCCCUCUUCCUCUCCGCCGCCUUCUCCCCCGCCCCCCGACAAAUCUCCGCAAAGGCGCGCUUGCAAGGCGACCAAUGCGCGCUGCUGGCGGAGCAGCUGGCGGCGACCGCGCGCGUCGUCCCCGGGACCGCCGGCGUGGGUUUCGCGACGCCGUCGCAAACAAAGGACUGCCUCCGCUCGUUCCGCUUCGUCGCGUCGCGCGACAUCCCCGUUAUAGACUCGAUCAUCAACGGUCUGGCCAGCUUCUACGUGUACAGACACAUCGCGGUUAACUCCCCCGACCCGUGUCUCCCGAGCGACGUCGACAUAGUAUCCUACCUGCGCGCGAUUCGAGAGAAGGCGUUAGCGGGGAAGGGGAUCAAGAGCCUGAUGCGCUCCGCGUGCUUCCACCGAACCGCGUCCUACUACCUCCCGCUGCCGCUCGUCGCCGUCGUUGAGGAUGUCCUCCUGGAAGGCUUGGACGUAGCAGCGUUGGUCCUCCACCAGUUCGACUACUACCGCUACGAGGGCGCGCAGGUGACCACCAUCAACGGCGCCCCCGCAAUGGACUACCUGCUGGAGUGGGCGGGGCGCUACGUGGGGCGUGCGCUUCAACCUGCUGUUUUCCCCCUUUCCCCUCCUCCCGUCCCCCCUUCCGCAGUGCUACUAGAGGGCCUAGACGUGGCGGCGCUUGUCUUGCAUCAAUUCGAUUAUUAUCGCUACGAGGGUGCUCAAGUCACCACCAUGAAUGGUGCCCCCGCAAUGGACUACCUGUUGGAGUGGGCGACUUUUGAGACGUCUCAAAAGCUGGGCACCGUGACAGGAGUUGCCACUCACUCCGUUUCUUUCCCCCCUCUUUCUGUCCGUUUCCACUCCCCCAGUGCUGCUAGAGGGCCUAGAUGUAGCUGCGUUGGUGCUCCAUCAGUUCGACUACUACCGCUACGAGGGCGCGUAGGUCACCACCAUAAAUGGCACCCCCGCCAUGGACUAUCUGUUAGAGUGGGCGGGGCGCUACGUGGGGCAGUACCGCGAUGCGGGCGUGCGCUUCAACCUGCUGUUUUCCCCAUUUCCCCUCCUCCCGUCCCCCCUUCCGCAGUGCUACUAGAGGGCCUAGACGUGGCAGCGCUGGUGCUGCAUCAAUUCGAUUAUUACCGCUAUGAGGGCGCGCAGGUCACCACCAUCAACGGCGCCCCCGCUAUGGACUACCUACUAGAGUGGGCGGGGCGCUACGUGGGGCAGUACCGCGACCCUGGCGUGCGCUUCAACCUGCUCUUUGCAAGGCGGGUUGUGUCCAAGGCGACGGGCGCGGUGAUUGCGACUCAGGGCGCGUUCGCACAGCGGAGUCUUGCGCCGACGAAUGACAGUGUUGUGGUGGAGCUGCUGCUGGCGUGA